This is a messenger RNA of Rubroshorea leprosula, 566 nucleotides long. The record is from the annotation of a GenBank genome assembly. NCBI's taxonomy places the organism in Eukaryota, Viridiplantae, Streptophyta, Magnoliopsida, Malvales, Dipterocarpaceae.
GCUGACCCAAAUUUCUCAGUUCUCCCCAUCGGAAACCAUUAUUUUCUCCGCUGCCGCUGUUGUUUAAGCGAAUCAGUCAUGGCGGACGAGAUUGAAUUGAAGACAGCUCCUGCUGAUUUUCGUUUCCCUACUACAAAUCAAACUAGACACUGCUUCACCCGCUACAUUGAGUUUCACAGGUGCUUGGCUGCCAAGGGUGAAGAAUCUAAUGAAUGCGAAAGAUUUGCUAGAUACUACCGCUCUCUCUGCCCAGGUGAAUGGGUCGAAAGAUGGAACGAACAGAGAGAGAAUGGAACUUUCCCAGGUCCACUGUGAUCACUGGUUGAGACAUGGAUAACCGCUUUGUAGCCUGGAUGGCAUGUGUUGCUCCCUUUAUUGUCUUCUCUAUUGUUUCAAUGCUUUUCAUCAAAUUCUUUUAAUUAAAUAAAGGUACAUAGAUACAAAUGGAGAUUGGUUGAAAUUUAUUGCGUUUGAUAGGUUUACAAAUAACACGGUGACACCUGAAAUUUCUUCUCCUAUUUUAAUUUGUGAUUCUGUUUUUAAGCUGAUGGGCUGAAAGCUACAUU